AUGUCUUCGGAACAAGACAACAGUGAGCCAUCGGUAACGAAUUUCUUACUGGGGUUCGCAGUGAGUAUAGGCGCUUCAAUUAUGAAUGCGGCUGGAUUAAAUCUGUUAAAUCUCGAUCAUAUAAAAAAUUCAAGUCGACCACCAAGUUCGCAACGAAACGAGUGUGGAAGACCGUUAUGGCAUAUGGGGCUGUAUCUAUAUAUUCUUAGUCAGUUGCUUGGCAGUACGCUUGCCUUAUACUUUUUGAAAGCACAAUGGGUUGCACCGCUUGGCUCUGUUUCGCUGAUAUUUAAUUUUGUAUUUGCUCGAGCUCUUGUCGGUACGCGUAUCACUAGACAGGAUAUCGUGGGGACGUUUGUCGUGAUUGCCAGCGUAAUAUGGGUUGUCGUUUUCGGAGGAAUGAAUAAAGGAGAAGGCGACGCAAACCUUACACUCGAAAGACUCAAAGCUUUAUUCAUGCGUCCAAUUUUCAUCGUGUAUUUUUCAAUUCUUGAUCUGCUUACGUUUGGGGUGCUCGGAGUUGCAUUGUACGCGUAUUGGUUUGCAAAGAAUGAGCAACGAAAAAAAAUGCACAAUUAUUUUCGUAGUUUGGAGACUAAGCGAUUAAAGAAAAUGGUGGGAAUGGCAAUGGCUGGUGUUGGUGGAAUGCUCGCUAGUCAAACUUUACUUUUGGCUAAAAGUGGCGUUUUGCUUUUAUCAAAAUCUCUACAAGGAGACAAUCAAUUCACCGAUAAUUUGAGUUUGUUUAUUCUUUUCGGAUUGGCGGUGACUUCCGUAUUGCAGAUCUUUUGCUUAAACACGGCUUUAAAACUUCACGAUUCCGUAUUAGUAGUGCCGAUAUUCUUUGGAUUUUAUACCACCAUGGGUCUCAUAAACUCAAUGAUAUAUCUGAACGAAUUAGACUCAUAUCCAACUUGGGCAUUAUUUCUCGUGUUACUGGGUAUCGCUUCAUUAGUCUACGGUGUGUUAUUGUUAAGUGAAGCAAAAGAAACGCCAGGGAUGAUCAAACAACCACAAAGUCCAUUAGAGGAAAGCAUUGAAAUAGAAAAAAAUGAAAGCACUUUGUGGAGUGACAAUGCGAGUACAGUGGCCGGAUCGCAUAUUGAGAUUAUUGAGAAACCUAAAAAAGCUACAUCUGCUCUUAUAAGAAGUAACGAGGGAAGCAAUAACAAUAAUAAUGGUGGUAAAAUCUCAUCCUCUACCGCCUCAGGAUUCUUCAAAAUGGUACGAUUACGAAAGAAUAGUACCAGCGCAAAGUAUAGUCAACAGCGUCGGCGUUCCAGUGAUUAUGGUGAUGAUGAUCUUUCAACGGCGGCAAAUAUGGGCCCGCAUAUAAUAAUUGAUAGCGCACCUUCAGAUAACGAUGAAGAUGCGUUUAUAGAUAACCAUACAACCUUCCGUCAUCAUUAA
Molecule: messenger RNA, 1410 nt
Organism: Ambispora leptoticha
Lineage: Eukaryota; Fungi; Glomeromycota; Glomeromycetes; Archaeosporales; Ambisporaceae
Source: the annotation of a GenBank genome assembly